UCCCUGUCCUCUUCUGUUGCAGCCACAGCAGCAGACACCGGCACAGUGAGCCCAUGUCCAACCCCACCUUUUCCUACUACCCAGGAGAUAAAAAGCUUGACUUCUACCGCUGGACUUCCCCACCUGGUGUCAUGAAGAUAUUGUGCAUCAUCAUCAUCAUCAUGUGUGUUGCUGUUUUUGCCUGCGUGGCCUCCACACUUGUCUGGGACUACGAUAUGGGCCUCAUGGGUAUGGGAGGUGGAGCUGGCAUGUUGCCAGGUUAUGGUGGCUCAUAUGGGAGUAGUGGCUCCAGUGGUUCAUAUGGCAGCGGUGGUUCAUAUGGCAGCGGUGGUUCAUAUGGCAGUGGUGGUUCAUAUGGCAGCGGUGGUUCAUAUGGCGGAAGUGGCUAUGGAGGAGGUAGUGGCGGCUCCAGUGGCUAUGGACAAACACAAAUGGACCCCAAAGCUGGAAAAGCCUUCCUCAUCGCCAUCUCUGCCAUCACCUUCAUAGCCGUGCUUAUAAUAUUUGUGCUGGUCAUUUCAAGGCAAAAUGCUGCCCGCUCACCAAAGUUUUACCUAGCAACCAUCAUCAUCUGUGCCAUCUUGGCAUUUCUCAUGGUCAUCGCCACAAUUGUGUACCUUGUGGCCGUGAACCCAACUGCCCAGUCCACAGGAUCUGUGGCCUAUAGCCAGAUCCGCCAACUGUGUGCCCAGUACCAGAACCAGGACCAGGCCCAAGGCAUCUUCCUCAACCAGUACCUCUACCAUUACUGUGUGGUGGAGCCCCAAGAGGCCAUAGCUAUCGUCCUGGGCUUCCUGGUGUUUGUUGGUCUCAUCAUCCUGCUGGUGUUUGCAGUCAAGACUCGCUCCAUGAUCAGGCGCUGGGGCCCGGAUCGCAUUCUCUGGGAGGAAGUGAAGAUGGUCAAUAAUGGUCUGCACAACAGCGUUGGGGAGUGGGUGAGUGUGUGAUUUUG
This is a messenger RNA of Notothenia coriiceps (black rockcod), 952 nucleotides long. Its product is annotated as occludin-like. The coding region runs from base 54 to 947 and encodes 297 amino acids. Gene Ontology annotation, cellular component: apical plasma membrane; cytoplasmic vesicle; bicellular tight junction. The transcript is spliced from 2 exons. NCBI's taxonomy places the organism in Eukaryota, Metazoa, Chordata, Actinopteri, Perciformes, Nototheniidae. Gene Ontology annotation, biological process: bicellular tight junction assembly. The record is from RefSeq and is a predicted model, not a curated record.